AGUGAGCGUGUAUGAUCCGGUGAUGCUGGCUCGGCGCAGGGCAUCGCAAGUCAUGAUGUCACAGAAAAGACGCAAGGAGCUAGAGAAGAAAAAGCAAAGGGUUAAAUUCAGGUUCCUGCCACAACUUGAACAGGAAUAUGCUGAAGUGCUAAAAAAGGCUGCACGACAGCCAAAGCCCACUGCCAGCGCCCAGCAGACCUCCAGAAUGGAAGCACGCUUGAAGCACGCUCAGACUGAGGCGAGACGGCUCCAGGUGCUGAUGGCCUCCAAGCGCAAGGAGGUCGAAGCUGAAAUUUGGAGCGAGUACGAGCAGUGCACACAGAGGCAGAGCACGGAGAGGAGCCAGAACCCCUUCCACCGUCUGCUGGAGGGUGACCCUCGUCCUGCCUAUAUCGUGAGACGGGACUACGACCGGCAGCUGGGAGAGAGGCUGAAGGGGAAGGACAGGUGCCACAGCCCUGCAGGGCAGACAGCACCAGAGGGGUGGCAGAACAAGCCACAGCUCCCGGGGACAUCACGGGAACAGAAAGGAGAGAAGACGAGGCUCUUGGACCGCCGUGGGAAGGCCCAGGGCCUGCCAACUCCGCUAGGAAGCUGCCAGGCGGCUUCCAGCUCCAGUGGCCGUAGCCAUCAUGGCCUACACCAAAACGCUGCUUCAGGCGCCAGCAACUGCACCCGGGCGCACUCAGGCAGAACCUCCCACCGCUGCACACUGCCAUCUUUGUAGGGGGAGAGCUCGGGGAGAGCUGUCAGCAGCGGGGGCGAGGGACACCUUUCCAAAAAUAACAUCUUCAAACAAAUAAAGAGAAAUUAACAUCUUCUGUAGUGUUUGCCUUACAUGAUUGCUUUGCACGUGCAAAUUGCAUUGCUUCAGCAGUUACUUCAGAGUCUCAGCAAAGCGGCAUUCUGCCUAGGGAAGGUUGUUAUUCCCAGAUAAGCGGGACAUCUGAAGUCUAAAAGCAGAGUCUCAACAUUCCACAGGCUGUGGGACUUACGCUGAACCCUGCUAGGCUUGAUAAUGGAGGCCCUGUAUCAAGUGAUCACUAGAAACUAGUCCACUGACGGUGUUUUGUUAAAAUGUUCUGGACCUGACCUACUUAGCACACAAACUUUUGGCCAGAGAGCACCUCCCAGUGGAACCCCACGGCCACCAAAGAGCCCCUGCAAGAACCCCAUAUUGCUGCUGUUCAUGCAAAGUAUGAGACUUUAAUACGUAUAGCAGUUCUCAAAGCAGGUGGGCCCUUUCUGGAAAUUCUAUGGACAUUCACACACGUUGAAUACACGCAAUCUGUGUCCUUUAGUUUCUGGGUAUGCACGUGAGGUCCAUAAAUCCCCCAUGCAUCCGGUGCCGUUAAGAAAGAACACCUGCUCUCAAGCUGCAUCAUCCUGAUCCCAGGGCGCCGCUCUCAUGUAGCUCCCUCAUCUCUGAGGUUUUGUUUCCUAUGAACAAGCUAGGUCUUGGCAGUGGUUGGGGAGAAGAGAGCUCUGUAUGCAUUAGGAGCUGUUCAGAAAUCUCAGUCUGCAAUCAAUAUUUUAUUGUGUUUGAAGAUGAAAAGUGAGUGCUAGAUAUUUUGAAGUGUAAAAAGGGAAAUAGAGAACAUAUACAUAUAUUCUCUAUACAUAUGUUCUAUAUAUACAUACGAAGUGGAAAAAG
Messenger RNA from Meleagris gallopavo (turkey), 1654 nucleotides. NCBI's taxonomy places the organism in Eukaryota, Metazoa, Chordata, Aves, Galliformes, Phasianidae. The record is from RefSeq and is a predicted model, not a curated record.